GAGAUCGUUCAGGCGGGCACGCCGUGCCUGCGCGAGAUCGCGGAGGAGGUCCCGCUCUCCUCCAUCGACACCGCGAAGACGCAGGAGCUAAUCCAGGAGAUGCUGUCCAUCUGCCGCGGACGCGGCGUCGGGUUAGCCGCGCCGCAGAUCGGCGUGCCGUAUCGAAUCUUCGUCCUCGAAGACACCGAGGAAGGGAUGAGCGACGUCUCGAAGAAAGACCUCGAGGCGAUGGACCGGAAGCCGUUCGCGGCGAAGGUGGUGAUCAACCCGGUCGUGACGCCGGUCUCUAACCUCAGCGCGGCGUUCUUCGAGGGCUGCCUCAGCGUCCAGGGGUACCGAGGCUUAGUGCGUCGGUACCUCGAAGUGCGCGUGACGGGAUACGGCGGCGACGGAUCGCCGGUGGACUUCGUCGCGAGAGGGUGGCAGGCGAGGAUCGUGCAGCACGAGAUGGACCACCUGAACGGCGUCCUGUACGUCGAUCGAAUGGACACGCGGACGUUCCGGCGGGUGGACAAGUUGGACGAGCCGCUGCCGCCCGCGCAUCCGGAGUUUGGA
Micromonas pusilla CCMP1545 is the source of this 555-nucleotide messenger RNA. RefSeq lists its product as uncharacterized. Lineage: Eukaryota; Viridiplantae; Chlorophyta; Mamiellophyceae; Mamiellales; Mamiellaceae. The annotation marks the transcript as partial. The record is from RefSeq and is a predicted model, not a curated record. Gene Ontology annotation, molecular function: peptide deformylase activity. Gene Ontology annotation, cellular component: mitochondrion; chloroplast. The transcript has 2 exons. Gene Ontology annotation, biological process: peptidyl-methionine modification.